Messenger RNA from Colletotrichum godetiae, 951 nucleotides. RefSeq lists its product as uncharacterized. Gene Ontology annotation, molecular function: protein binding. Bases 1 to 951 code for a protein of 316 amino acids. The record is from RefSeq and is a predicted model, not a curated record. Lineage: Eukaryota; Fungi; Ascomycota; Sordariomycetes; Glomerellales; Glomerellaceae. The transcript has a single exon.
AUGGCUCCUCUUUCGCUCUUUUUCUCGUCGCUCCUUUUCUCCAUUGCGCUCGGUGCACCCGCCGCCUCCAGUGGCUCAAACCUGGGGAGAGAUCUUUCUCUCGUUCAAUCAUUGAAGCACAAGAUUACCGUCGACCCUUCUGGUGCCACCAAGAACUGGACUGGAAACAACGUUUGCGAGUUUGACGGCUUCAGCUGCGCCAAGAACCCCAACACCGGAACCAAUGCCUUGUCAGGGAUCGAUCUCAAUGGAUUCGGGCUUGAGGGCAAGGACUUAGUCCUCGAUGGCUUCCUCGACAAGCUGACCGAUCUCACCUUCUUCCACGCCAACAGCAACGGCUUCACGGGAUCGCUCCCCAAGGAUCUUUCGGCUCUCAAGUGGCUGUGGGAAAUCGACGUCAGCAACAACAAGCUCUCCGGACCCUUCCCGACGGGUGUCUUUGACCUCGACCUGACCUUCCUCGAUCUGCGUUUUAACGAGUUCUCCGGCCCGAUCCCGAAGGAGGCUUUCAACCUCGACCUCGAGGUCCUUUUCUUGAACGACAACAAGUUCUCGGGCAGCAUUCCUAGCAACGUUGGCUCUUCCCCCGUUAUCUACUUGACGUUGGCCAACAACAAGCUCAAUGGGUCCAUCCCUAAGAGCAUUGGAAAUAUGAAGAACGUCCAAGAGAUUCUCCUUCUUGGCAACGACCUGUCUGGUUCGCUGCCCAGAGAUUAUGCCAUCAAGAACCUCACUGUCUUUGACGCCAGCGACAACAAGCUGUCUGGAUCCGUUCCCGAGGGACUGUGCAAGCUCAACACUUUGGGAGUCUUGAACCUUACCAGUAACAACUUCAGCGGAACCCUGGGACCGGCCUGCACUGCUCUAUUGAAGAAUCACGUUCUUGACGUUACCAACAACUGCAUUCAGGGUGUUCAGGGCCAGAAGCCCGCUAGCCAGUGCAAUCACUAA